This is a messenger RNA of Thalassophryne amazonica, 1298 nucleotides long. It is a transcript of the gene tmtopsb, whose product is annotated as teleost multiple tissue opsin b. Gene Ontology annotation, molecular function: G protein-coupled receptor activity. NCBI's taxonomy places the organism in Eukaryota, Metazoa, Chordata, Actinopteri, Batrachoidiformes, Batrachoididae. The transcript has 4 exons. The record is from RefSeq and is a predicted model, not a curated record. Gene Ontology annotation, cellular component: membrane; photoreceptor outer segment. Bases 49 to 1260 code for a protein of 403 amino acids. Gene Ontology annotation, biological process: G protein-coupled receptor signaling pathway; visual perception.
GGGUGGUUCCGUUCCCAAACGUCUGUGGCGGUCCAAACUUGGCCCGGUAUGAUCGUUUCCACCGUGAGCCUGAGCUGCGUGCGCUGUUCCGGGGGAGAAGCCGGCGGCACGGACGCGUCCGCGCCUCCGGUGCCUCCAGUGCCUCUGUCCCUCAGCCCGACCGGGCACGCGGUGGUCGCAGUGUGUCUCGGUUUUAUCGGCACCUUCGGCUUCCUGAGUAACUUCACGGUGCUGGCCCUUUUCUGUCGGUACCGGAUCCUGCGCACGCCCAUGAACCUGCUGCUGGUCAGCAUCUCGGCCAGCGACCUGCUGGUCAGCCUGCUCGGGACCCCGUUCAGCUUCGCCGCCAGCACCCAAGGGCGCUGGCUGAUCGGGCGCGCCGGGUGCGUGUGGUACGGCUUCGUCAACUGCUGUCUGGGAAUUGUCUCUCUGAUCUUGCUCGCCGUACUGUCCUACGAACGCUAUUCCACUAUGAUGUCGCCCAUUAUGGCCGACGCCAGAGACUACCGUCCGGCGUUUGGAGGGAUAUGCUUCUCCUGGCUUUACUCUGUGGCCUGGACUGUGCCUCCACUGAUGGGGUGGAGCAGGUACGGACCUGAGGGUCCUGGCACCACCUGCUCUGUCGACUGGAGAACCCAGACGGUCAACAACAUCUCCUACAUUAUCUGCCUUUUCAUCUUCUGCUUGGUCCUGCCAUUUGGCGUCAUCGUCUACUCAUACAGCAAGCUGCUGUGUGCCAUCAGACAGGUCCACAGUGCACGUUCAGCAGUGUGCCACUGCCGGGAGCAGCGGGUGCUUGUGAUGGUCAUCACCAUGGUGGUGUGUUAUCUGGUCUGCUGGCUGCCCUAUGGGGUCGUAGCGCUGCUUGCGACCUUUGGUCCCCGUGACGUUUUGACCCCAGAGGCGAGCAUCACACCAUCACUCUUGGCCAAGUGCUCCACUGUCAUCAACCCUUUUAUCUACAUAUUCCUGAACAAACAGUUCUACAGGUGCUUUCUGUCAUUCUUUAGAUGUUCACUGCCCGAGCAGAGCGCCACCAUAAAGACGUUUUCGAGGGUGACAAAGACACUCCACAUCAUCCGGCCGACAAAUGAACAAAACGUAUAUGACCACACUACGUUCUCUGCUCCACCCACACCAAAAUCCGUGCCCGCAUCCUCCGAGGAAGCCAAUCGCGUGUCCGCACUGCCAUCGACUCCAUGCACCUCUGCUGAUGUUCCCAAACCAAAAGUAAUCCUGGUGGCCCACUACAGGAAAUAGGAAUAUCAAAGAGCCUUGAUGAAGGGACAGUGGAUUGG